Molecule: messenger RNA, 570 nt
Organism: Priapulus caudatus
Lineage: Eukaryota; Metazoa; Priapulida; Priapulimorpha; Priapulimorphida; Priapulidae
Exons: 5
Coding region: 31-570 (179 amino acids)
Source: RefSeq, a predicted model, not a curated record
UAUAUACACGUGGCCCGAAGCGUCCCCGCCAUGUUCUCACUGUGUUUUGUCGUCAACGAUGAAAGUUGUGACAACUUCAAAUGCGGUCAAUCGCCAGACUGGAGGACACGGAGAAUUAUUACGUUUUCGAUGCAGCGUCGUGCAACGAUUGAGUGGUUACCGGUCUCCAGUUCAACAUACAAAGAGGUGCACAGAGAUAUACUGCCAAUCACGUCGCGGAAGGACACGGAGAAUCGACAUGUUUUCGAGGCAACGUCGUGCACCGCUCGCCUUAUUUUUAAUGUGAUCAUAUUAGAGAAGAUGAGAGAGGGGAGAGAAAGAGAGACUGCGAGAGACGAGGGCGAGCGCGAGGGCGAGCGAACGACAGAGAGACUGCCGGGCAGCAACCAGCGCUGGUCCGGCGUCGCCAUGGAGACGACUUGGCUGCCAUCGAUGCUAGUCUGGCGUCUCCAAGGCAACCACCAGGCCAGGCCGCUAGGGUUGCUAGCGCAGCGUCUCCACGGAGACCGGCAAGCCGCUGUCGUCACAGAAACCACUAGGACACAGACGUUGCUAGAAGCCACAGCGUGA